AUGGGAACUCAAACUGAAUUAACAGCCGAACAAAUUAAGCAAAUGGAAAAGGAUUUAGAAUACCAAAGAAAGUUAUUAUACCAAGGUGCUUUGGAAAUAGAUAGAUUAGAAGAAGAAUUAUCCAAAACACAGGAAGAACAAACUAAAAAUAAUGAAAAGUUAAAAGAGUUAACCGAAAAAGUCAAAAAUUUAACUCCAAAUAUAGUUGAAAAAAGUCUGUUAAUGACUUUUGAUACAGUUAAAUUUGAAAACCUUCUGAAAUUGGAUUUAUCUAUACUAAAAGAAAGUAAGGAUUUUUUCGAAACUGGUAAGACAAGUCAACGAGAACAAGAUUGGAAUGAACUUAGCAAAGAUUAUAAAAACAUUAAGAAUUGUAUAGUAGUAAUAUUGGACUUGGCCAUAAAACAAAAAGAACUGGAAGAAAACUUCAAACAAAAGAAUGAAGAAAUGGAGAAAAAAACCCAAGCACUAACCAAUUUACAAACCCAAUUAGACUUAGCCACAAAAACUAAGGAGGAAUUGUCGGAAUAUUUAAAGAUAUACCGAGAAAUGAAUGUCAUUUCUUUUUCUUCUGGUUCCAAUUCCUUGGCUGGUAAUAGAUUUUUUUCUAAUUUGGACGACCCACAAACAACAAAAGUAGAGAAAAUGAAUAAUUUUGAAAGGUUUAUUCAACAACAUGGAAAUGUUGGUGUCGUUUAUUUAUACUUAACAAAUAAUAAACUUAUGGAACUAGGAAAUAAUAACAUUUUUAAUAGUGUAAGGGCACAGGAAUGGUUGGAUAGGAAGUAUCCAAAAGAAAAUAGGAGUGAAGUAGAAAAAAUCUAUCUAAAUGAACCCAAACAACAAGGCUUAACUUACCAAGAUGCCAAGGAAUGGAUUGGAGUUGGAUUUGAGGUAGGAGAAUAUGAAUUUGUUGCUUAUUUAAGAGAUGCAGUUUAUCCCCAAGAACAAAGAAAAAAAAUAACCAAAUUAAAACUUUCUUAUAAAAACCUCAAUGAUAGUUUAGAUGUAAGUGAUUUUGUUAAUUUAGAGGAAUUAGUUUGUCAUAAAAAUCCCCUAACUGGUUCCUUAAACUUCCUAAGCAGUUGUCAGCAAUUAAAAGAACUUAAUAUUAAAAAAACUAAUUUUAAUGAAGUAAACAUAGAUAAAUUACCCAGGAGUUUAGAGAAGAUUGAAUAUUCUGAGGAUAGUCCUAUUGCCACUCAAUUAGAACUAAUUAGAUGA
This is a messenger RNA of Racocetra persica, 1224 nucleotides long. Lineage: Eukaryota; Fungi; Glomeromycota; Glomeromycetes; Diversisporales; Gigasporaceae. The record is from the annotation of a GenBank genome assembly.